This is a messenger RNA of Notodromas monacha, 1336 nucleotides long. The record is from the annotation of a GenBank genome assembly. Lineage: Eukaryota; Metazoa; Arthropoda; Ostracoda; Podocopida; Cyprididae.
AUGGCCGAGUGUCGCGUUCAGUCGGCGCUGAUGAUACGUAAUUUCCCGAAUAUUUUCACUGCCGAAGAUGCUGUUAAUUUACUGAAAUAUUUUGGCGCCGUCUCGGUUAAAACAUGGACUAGACGGGGGCAGUUGGAAGCCCUUGCUGACUUCAGAUCCGAAGCUGAAACUAUCGUGUCUCUACUUCGACUGCACCAACAGUUCAUUGGAGGUCGAAGAUUGAGAGCAGUUUUCGCCAGCCCGAGUGACACCGUUCAAAGUGAGAACAGUGGAAAUGAAGUCGCAAAAGAUGUGGUCCAAGGAGAAAUUCCCUGCAUUCAAAUGUGUGAAUUGGACGUCGAUGCGAACGAGUGUGUUCCACAGUUAUCCAAAGUUAUGUUGCUGCGAAUCGCAAAUGCGAUUGCAAAACAUGAAAGGUUUUAUCGCGCUGUUCUUGCUUUGAUGAGGAAGCUUGGUUUUCCGAAUCCAUCUGAAAUAGGUCAUGACCUGUUUGACGACGUUGAUCUGGAGCCUCUUCAACAAACCUUGCCUCAAACGGAAGGGGAUGAAAUGGAUGUUUCAUCAGGAUCCGAUGAAGAAAGUGAACUAGAAGAUGAACCUGGUGAAGCGUAUACACCACACGUCAUUCCGAGUGCGCUUCCCAAGCGUUCAAGCAAGUCAACGACUUCAUCUCGUCGUAAACGAGUAAAAAAUCUUCUGAAAGCAGAACUGCGUCAAACUGAAACUGCUGUGGAAAUGCCAAAUCCUGGCAAGCGGAAAAGUGUUCCGGCGGAAACGCUGUUCGAUUCCGUGAAGAGAGCUAAAACGGAAAUCUUUGUUACUACGAAUUUACGGCUUCCUGAUGCUGGAAGUGACAUAAAUUCGCAUGCGAAUGAAGAUCAAGACGCUGAAGGGUUUGGUUCUUUCGGAAAUUCAGGAAAGGAUGAGUCUGGAAGUGACGAAUUUUUCACCAGAAAAUAUAUUUUGAAGAAUCGAAUUGCCGAGAAAGAUUUUUCUCAAUUGGCUCCGUUCAAAAAUUAUGUGCCUGGUGAUCCAGUAUCUCGACUGUAUAUAAAAAAUUUGCCGAAAAACUGCACGGAAGAAGACGUUCGGAAAGUCUUCGGAGCGUACGUGGACUGGUCAAACGCCGAAGAGGCCGCGAGGUUUGACCUGAAAGUUUUGAAAGAAGGUAGAAUGAAAGGUCAGGCGUUUGUGAGCAUGCCGAGCGUUGAAACUGCUGAAACAGCCCGGAGAGAAACGAACGGAUUUUCGCUAAAGGGCAAAUCAAUUGUCGUUUGUUUCGCGCGUUCCGGGAAACCUGUUCAAUAAAUUAACUUGGUGAGUUUUUAUAUUUACA